Molecule: messenger RNA, 1152 nt
Organism: Kockovaella imperatae
Lineage: Eukaryota; Fungi; Basidiomycota; Tremellomycetes; Tremellales; Cuniculitremaceae
Product: ATP11 protein-domain-containing protein
Exons: 3
Coding region: 1-1152 (383 amino acids)
Biological process (GO): mitochondrial proton-transporting ATP synthase complex assembly
Cellular component (GO): mitochondrion
Source: RefSeq, a predicted model, not a curated record
AUGAGUCUGCCCGUGCGUCAGCUCGCGAACGCUAUAGCGUCCUCUUCCCGCUCGCGUCUUUCGAGCGCGCGAUGUCUGUCGAGCUCCUCACACCUGCUAGAAGUUGCCUCAGAGCCCAAUAAAUCUCCUCUCAGUCACCGAGAACUUGUUGAACAGCAACGCAAGGCCUUUGAGGAGAAAUAUGGGGCCAAGCUCAAAAAGAAAGCAGAGGCCGAGGGUGUUCGAGAUCUUGAGUCACUCAAGGAGAAAGUUAUGGCUCCUUCUGUAAAACGUGCUCUGUUGGCGAAGCGAUCAGCUCGUGACUACUCAGCGAAGAAAGCCAGCGUGGAGCAAUCUACAAAUCCAGAGGUGACAGUGACAGCGACAAAGCUACAGGAUGAAGGAGAUGCGACUCGGCGGGACCAAGCCAAAGGAGAUCGAGCCGGCGUCAAACCUUUGGCAUCUAUACUGAAUCUGGAUAUCCUACGGGACAAGACCCACAUAGCGGACGAUAUUGCGAAGAUAUGGACUGCCCAUCACACGACCCAUCCCACACUCUCCGCCUCAUUCCUGUCAGCCUUCUUGCCAUCCUCGACGUAUAAGUCUAUGCUCAUGCUGGCAAUGGAGAAUCCAUUCUUCGUCCUACCCUUACCUAGAGAGACGAGCUCAGGCGCAGACAAAGGUGCGAUCAAGACGGACGAAUACGACAUGUUCUACCUGCAGUGGCUCUUUCACCCUACACCAGUGACUUCCGUUCCGCCGUCAGCAUCAGCCGAUGGCAAGCCAACUCGACCACCUCACACGUCCUCGGUCAUAUUCACCCCCUUGGAAGAGUUCAAGAAUGCUGGCGAAUGGGCUCAUCCUCAGCUGGUGAUCACUCAUUAUCCCGAGCUCGCCAACUCGCACGAUCUGGUACUGAUGCGAGGAGAGAUCUCCACAUACGCUGAGACCAGCCCUGGAGGAAGUCAAUACCUCCUAUCGCAAUCCCGAGCGCAGCUGCUGGCUUUGGCUCUGCAGAAAUUCUACUGCGCUGGUCUACAGCAGACACUCGAGUCUGCGCAAAGUCGCGAGACGCGGCUGAAGCGCGUUCAGACGCUUCGGGAUUUCAGAGAGAAGCCGCAGGAGUGGGACUGGCAAGGACUGGUCCAGAUGGCUUAUGGAGGGCUUUUGUAA